CCUGAGCGACGGGCGUGUGAGCCAAUAGAAUCGGGCUCUGAAGGCGGGACUUCCGGCCCCGACUGGCGAGCCUUAGGCGGCGGAGAAGAAGAGCGGCCGGGCGCUGCCGCCAUGAUCAAGAAGUUCGACAAGAAGGACGAGGAGUCCGGUAGUGGCUCCAACCCCUUCCAACAUUUGGAGAAGAGUAGCAUCCUCCAGGAGGCUCGGAUCUUUAACGAGACCCCCAUAAAUCCAAGAAGAUGCCUGCAUAUACUUACCAAGAUCCUUUACCUGCUGAACCAGGGUGAACAUUUUGGAACAACGGAGGCCACCGAAGCCUUCUUCGCCAUGACGAGGUUGUUUCAGUCAAACGAUCAAACUUUAAGGAGAAUGUGCUACCUGACAAUCAAGGAGAUGGCCAACAUAUCAGAGGAUGUCAUCAUCGUCACCAGCAGCCUAACUAAAGACAUGACAGGCAAAGAGGAUGUCUAUCGGGGCCCUGCCAUUCGAGCACUCUGUAGGAUCACGGAUGGGACGAUGCUGCAGGCCAUUGAGCGGUACAUGAAACAGGCCAUUGUGGACAAAGUCUCCAGUGUCUCCAGUUCGGCCCUGGUGUCUUCCUUGCACAUGAUGAAAAUCAACUAUGAUGUGGUCAAGCGGUGGAUCAAUGAAGCCCAGGAGGCUGCUUCUAGUGACAAUAUCAUGGUGCAGUACCAUGCUUUAGGGUUGCUGUACCACCUUCGGAAGAACGACCGCCUCGCCGUCUCCAAAAUGCUGAAUAAGUUCACCAAAUCCGUAUUGAAGUCCCAGUUUGCCUACUGUAUGCUGAUUCGGAUUGCCAGCCGCCUCCUGAAGGAGUCUGAGGAGGGGCACGACAGCCCGCUCUUUGACUUCAUUGAAAGCUGCCUGCGAAACAAGCACGAGAUGGUCAUUUACGAGGCCGCCUCGGCCAUCAUCCACCUGCCAAACUGCACCGCCCGGGAGCUGGCACCGGCUGUCUCAGUGCUUCAGCUCUUCUGCAGCUCUCCCAAGCCUGUCCUACGAUAUGCCGCCGUGAGGACCUUGAACAAGGUGGCCAUGAAGCACCCCUCGGCCGUCACCGCCUGCAACCUGGACCUGGAGAACCUGAUCACCGACUCGAACCGCAGCAUCGCCACCCUGGCCAUCACCACCCUCCUGAAGACCGGAAGCGAGAGCAGCGUGGACCGGCUCAUGAAGCAGAUCUCCUCCUUUGUCUCUGAGAUAUCGGAUGAAUUCAAGGUGGUGGUCGUCCAAGCCAUCAGCGCUUUGUGCCAGAAGUACCCGCGGAAACACAGUGUGAUGAUGACCUUCCUGUCCAACAUGCUUCGCGAUGAUGGUGGCUUUGAGUACAAGCGGGCCAUCGUCGACUGCAUCAUCAGCAUCAUCGAGGAGAACCCGGAGAGCAAGGAGGCCGGCCUGGCCCACCUCUGUGAGUUCAUCGAGGACUGCGAGCACACGGUGCUGGCCACCAAGAUCCUCCACCUCCUCGGCAAGGAGGGGCCCCGGACCCCCUCCCCGUCCAAGUACAUCCGCUUCAUCUUUAACCGGGUCGUGCUGGAGAACGAAGCGGUCCGGGCAGCGGCCGUCAGCGCGCUGGCCAAGUUCGGGGCCCAGAACGAGAGCCUGCUUCCCAGCGUCCUCGUGCUCUUGCAGAGGUGCAUGAUGGACAGUGACGAUGAAGUCCGCGACCGAGCCACCUUCUACCUGAACGUCCUGCAGCAGAGGCAGCUGGCUCUCAACGCCGCCUACAUCUUCAACGGUCUGACCGUCUCCAUCCCAGGGAUGGAAAAGGCGCUGCACCAGUACACGCUGGAGCCUUCGGAGAAGCCCUUCGACAUGCGGUCCGUGCCGCUGGCCACUGCCCCCAUCUUUGAGCAGAAAUCGGAAAUCGCCCUGGUGGUCAGCAAGCCCGAGAAAGUGGCUCCUUCCCGGCAUGACAUCUUCCAAGAACAAUUGGCAGCCAUUCCCGAGUUCAAGAACCUGGGCCCGCUCUUCAAGUCGUCCGAGCCUGUCCAGUUAACCGAGGCCGAGACCGAGUAUUUUGUUCGGUGCAUCAAGCACGUCUUCUCAAACCACAUCGUCUUCCAGUUCGAUUGCACCAACACCCUCAACGACCAGCUACUGGAGAAGGUGAUUGUGCAGAUGGAGCCCUCGGAAGCCUUCGACGUGCUCCGUUGCCUCCCGGCCCCGAGCCUCCCCUACAACCAGCCUGGCAUGUGCUACACGCUUGUCCAUCUCCCCCUCGAAGACCCCACUGCAGGUGCCUGCACCUUCAGCUGCACCAUGAAAUUCACCGUGCGGGAUUGCGACCCCAACAGCGGAGUCCCCGACGAGGACGGGUAUGACGACGAAUACGUGCUGGAAGAUCUGGAGCUGACGCUCUCCGACCACAUUCAGAAGGUCCUGAAGCCCAACUUCGCCGCCGCCUGGGAGGAAGUGGGAGACGACUACGAGAAAGAGGAGACCUUUGCACUCAGCAGCAUUAAAACCCUGGAGGAAGCCGUGAACAACAUUGUGAAGUUCCUCGGCAUGCAGCCUUGUGAGAGAUCCGACAAAGUGCCGGAGAACAAGAAUUCCCACACCCUCUACCUGGCUGGCGUUUACAGGGGCGGCUUAGAUGUGCUGGUCAGGGCGAGGCUGGCCCUGAGCGAUGGCGUGACCAUGCAGGUAACCGUCCGAAGCAUCGCUGAGGCCCCUGGGGACGUCAUCUUGGCUUCCGUCGGUUAAGAGUCCCGACCGCUCAAGACGGAGCCCCCACCCCUGCCAUGUCCCGUUCCGAAAAGGCACUCCGGGCUCUGCAUGUCUGUUUUCCCUCCUCCUGCUCAGUGGAUUGUGGGGCUGCGUGGCGACUGGUCAAGCAGCUGCCGUCGCUGCUUCUCUUCCACACGGCCGGGGCAAAACUGUGGGGACCCCCACCACCUUCAGCUUCUCCUCAACA
Molecule: messenger RNA, 2938 nt
Organism: Pogona vitticeps (central bearded dragon)
Lineage: Eukaryota; Metazoa; Chordata; Lepidosauria; Squamata; Agamidae
Source: RefSeq, a predicted model, not a curated record